Molecule: messenger RNA, 2456 nt
Organism: Hypoxylon fragiforme
Lineage: Eukaryota; Fungi; Ascomycota; Sordariomycetes; Xylariales; Hypoxylaceae
Exons: 5
Coding region: 358-1947 (529 amino acids)
Source: RefSeq, a predicted model, not a curated record
AUGUGGGCCUUCAAUGCACGUGAUUAACUACCUACGGCGUAGUUACAUGUAGGUGAUUAACUACUCUUUUAGCCGUGCUGACAUAUGCGGAUACACCUUUACAAGAUUCAUAUACUGGGCCCAUUUGUCCAUGUACCAGUGCCUAUAUUGAAAUCCUUGACUCUAGGUUAGAAAGCUUCAAUUCUACUCUUUUGUGCAUAAAUUUCUCAUCGGGUCACACAUGGUUGGCGUUGCCGGCAAGUCGCAGGCUUGUAACACCUGCAGGCAGAAGAGGCUGAGGGUAUAUGACCGACCCAACCCGCAUUAUACUGAUCUCCCCGAGCCCCGCUAAUCACGAGGCCCUUUGAAUAGUGUGAUAUGAGACGGCCAUUCUGCCUCAAAUGCAUUGCAGCAAAACGAACAUGUACUGGCUACGGCCGUGAUCUCAUCUUUGUUAACAGGACUCCGUCAAGCACGUCAACUACGGCAACUUCGGUACUGUCCAAACGCAAGACUCUGCAGAAGACUCUGCAGAAGCAACAGCAACAACAACAACAGCCGAAAGAUGAACUUGCUAAUUCCCAGACGGAAACCAAACUACACGAUUUAUUUUCAGAUUCUUGGCGUAACUGUCACGAGUUUCGGAAGUACGCCGUGAAGUUAUUAGAGUCUACCUAUCUCCCAAAGUACCCAUUCUCGAGCAGUCCCAGACCAGAGACCAGCGAAGGGAGCUUCUCGUGGGCCUAUCGCCUAGCGGAUCUGCUCGAGCCCAGCAAGUCUUUGGAUACGGCCCUCUUCGCAUUUUGCCUUGCCCAGUUGCAUGUUACAGGCACGGGCAGUGCUUCACUCUACCAAUGCCUUGAUCGAUACAACGCCGCGGUGCAGCAUCUUUACACGGACUUGAAUGAUUCGGAAAGGCGGUGCCGAGAGGAGACGUUGGCGGCUAUCAUAGUCCUAUCGACCUGUGAGCUUUUUGUAUGCCCUGCGGAAAAUGGCUGGAGCGUUCAUGCAAGUGGCAUCGCAGAGAUCCUACGGCUGCGAGGCCCGGAAAUGGCAAGUACCCCGGCAUGGCGACACCUGUUCUCGCGUAUGCGGAUUGUCUGUACCCUGGAAGCUUUAACGAAACGACAAGCAAAAAUCCUCGAAGACGAUAUCUGGCGACAGAUAGUUACCGAGUCCGACUUCAAUGGCCCUCUCGACGAGGUAUAUCAGAUGGUUGCAGAUAUUCCUGCUAUCCUUGAAAAGGCAGACACUCUCCCCUCCAUCAGCGACCAAGAUGUUCUGGUGAGAGAAUCAGCUUCAGCUGUGCGCGCAUUGCUAGGGAUGGUCAAAUCUGUCGAGCACUGGAACGAUGAGUUCUGGAAGGCUUCGCCGUCGCCUCGAGCCUGGUCAGUACCAAGCUGUGCGGUAAACCCGGCGGACGUCGACCCUUCAAAUCGAGUUUUCCCGCUCUGCUUCGAGUUUGAAUCGCUCAAUGUCGCUGUGGCUGUCGUCAUGUGCUGGUCUGUCGCCGCCCAAUUGUAUAGCAAUGUCAUCCAGAUACACGACCUGGUUCAGGGGAGACUGGGUCGUUCUAUGACACUUGAACACCUCCUUGCUUCAACUAACCCCAUUACGUUAGAUUCAGCGCAGCCACUAGAGCCUUUGAGCCUGGAUGCUCCAUCAUUCAGCCUAGACAAGAGCCGCUCCAUACAAGAUAUUCAAAGCGAGGGAACUAGAAUGGCACGGUAUAUUUGCCAGUCAUUGGAAUACUUCCACCGCACAGAGCUGGGAACCUAUGGUGGUCACGCAACCACAUAUCCAUCUUGGAGUGCGCGACAGUACUUUCGUCUGCACCCUGGCCAUGAGCGAGAGUGGUCGUGGUUGCAAAAUAUACAUAAGAUGGAAGGCCCCGGUACGCGUUGGGGCUUGUCGAUGAUGACUUUUGCAGAUAUAGUUGGGCCGUUGAGCAGGAGGAUGUCGAGAUAAGAUAAGAGAUACUAUCGGCUUAUUACAAAUGCAACAUAACAUAGCUUAUUAUUAAUAGGCAUGUGCCUGAAAAAAUCUUUGUUGGUAGGAUGAAGGAUAAAAAGGGGGAGGAGACAUUGUUAGGAUGAAUCGCGCGAAUCAGAAUUAAGGAUUUCGGGUUUAUUUUAUCGUCUGAAGAGCUGGUUAUCAGCUGCUCUCGGUCACAUGCAUCCAUGGAUGUUUACCUACAGUAGUACACGUUGUAGUGGGUCGUCCGAUGCGGUACGGGGUCGUUACCCGUGCCAAGAACUCUUCGACGAAAGAUGAUACCGCAUUAGGAACUAUCUUUAACCUUACUAAUUCCAACUGAUUCGUCUUUCUCACAGUUCGAUGAUAAAUCCAACCUGCCAACCUACCUGACUAUGAAAAUGAUAUAUAGGUAGGCAAGGCCUGAGCAAGGAAAGAUGGCAGCUCUCUCUUGGAACUCUGUCUUUCUUUUCGAUCCAUCAAAUUUCUUCUUCUUCCAUCAU